ACAGAAGUCUGUAACUGUCAAAUUAAUCCUGUCAAACGUUCCCAUUUUUCAAAAUUUCCCGUCAAAUGAACAUAAAUUUAAUUUCCCGGGUUUAUUAUGAAUAGUACAGACUAUAUUUUCAAGUACCCGAACUUCUUGGACGACGAAUCGGUACACUAUCGAAGCAAGGAGUACAUUUCCAAGGUUUGCAGGGACAUAAUCGAGGACAUUUUGAAGCAGACCUACGACGAAGAGAACCCGCUGGGUUCUGCACCGUUGAAGUGCAGCAAGGCCUGUCAAACUGAUAAAACUCCUUCAGUGAGAUACAAUUACAACCUAACUGUGAGACAGCAGAUUUUCGAGAAGUUUAUAAGACAAAAUAAUUAGAAGGCUUAAAAUGGUGGAGACCCAAAGAAUCAAGCCAAAAAUUGUGAAAAUCAAUGAAGAAAGUGCUGAUGUUGAUGCUGAUAUUGAGGAUAUGGAGGAAAAUACGUUUGAAAUUGUUGAAUACGAUCAAGAUGACGCAAUAGUACAUUCAGAUAUUGUUGAAGAACCACCUGAGGCACUCAGCGAGAGAUCCAAACUGGAAGACAUCCUAGAAAAUAUGUCCACUACCAUCAACGUAACUGUAGUUGAAUUGGUCAAGUCUAGGUUUGAAACCGAGGAACCUAUUGAUAGGAGUCAAAACCAAAGUUGUUCACUGAGUGAUUAUAACGGAGAAAAUAAUCGAGAAAUUGACUUGAAUGAAUUGCUGACCAAUAUAGAGAAACUAGUUCGUGUAAACAACAAAUUGGUGUGGAUGUUGAAAAUUGUCUUGUUCGUAUUUUGCUUGAAUGCUGCGGUUUUGGUAAAAUCUACAUUGUUUUAAUUUUACGGAUGAUUCGUUGGUGAAAAAAUAAUAAUCACACUGUAUUUGAUCAUACUAUGUUUUUUUUCUUGAAAUAAAAAA
This is a messenger RNA of Sitophilus oryzae (rice weevil), 928 nucleotides long. RefSeq lists its product as uncharacterized. The coding region runs from base 377 to 847 and encodes 156 amino acids. Lineage: Eukaryota; Metazoa; Arthropoda; Insecta; Coleoptera; Curculionidae. The record is from RefSeq and is a predicted model, not a curated record. The transcript is spliced from 3 exons.